Molecule: messenger RNA, 977 nt
Organism: Perognathus longimembris pacificus (Pacific pocket mouse)
Lineage: Eukaryota; Metazoa; Chordata; Mammalia; Rodentia; Heteromyidae
Gene: Rcvrn
Product: recoverin
Exons: 3
Coding region: 27-635 (202 amino acids)
Molecular function (GO): calcium ion binding
Source: RefSeq, a predicted model, not a curated record
CCCUCGCGUGCCCACCCGCCCUCAGCAUGGGGAACAGUAAGAGCGGGGCCCUUUCCAAAGAGAUCCUGGAGGAGCUUCAGCUCAACACCAAGUUCACUGAGGAGGAGCUGAGCGCCUGGUACCAGUCCUUCCUGAAAGAGUGCCCCAGCGGCCGCAUCACGCGCCAGGAAUUCCAGAGCAUCUAUGCCAAGUUCUUCCCCGAUGCUGACCCCAAGGCCUACGCGCAGCAUGUCUUCCGCAGCUUCGAUGCCAACAGCGAUGGCACGCUGGACUUCAAGGAGUAUGUCAUUGCGCUGCACAUGACUACGGCGGGCAAGCCCACGCAGAAGCUCGAGUGGGCCUUCUCCCUCUACGACGUGGAUGGCAACGGAGCCAUCAGCAAGAGUGAAGUGCUGGAGAUUGUCAUGGCUAUUUUCAAAAUGAUCAACCCUGAGGAUAUGAAACACCUUCCAGAUGAUGAAAACACCCCGGAAAAGCGGGCUGAGAAGAUCUGGACAUUCUUUGGAAAGAAAGAUGAUGAUAAACUUACAGAAGAAGAAUUCAUAGAGGGAACCCUCGCCAAUAAAGAAAUCCUGCGACUCAUCCAAUUUGAGCCUCAGAAAGUGAAGGAAAGGAUAAAGGAAAAGAAACCCUGAUGCCAACUGCUCAGACCUCUCUACCUACCCCUCCCCCAACUCAAAUACCUGUGAGCACACAUUCACCUGCAUGUCCACACACACACACCCAGGACCAAGAAAGAGGCUCCAAAGCCUGGAGCAGCUCCCUGCCAAGCUGAAGGUCUUGACCAGUCCAUUGGUCCCUGUUUCUCUGUCUUUAAUGACCCUUCUCCCAUCAUCACCUGCCCAUCCCUCCCUCCCCACACCCCUGUGAUAAUCCUAGGAUUACAUAGUAGGAGUCUUAAGUAUUGUCCCUCUCUCUGUAAGCUCCUUGGUGGGUUGCUGAGUAAGCAGGUUCCAAUAAAUACAACAGGAGCUAGG